This is a messenger RNA of Pyricularia grisea, 1098 nucleotides long. RefSeq lists its product as uncharacterized. Bases 1 to 1098 code for a protein of 365 amino acids. Gene Ontology annotation, cellular component: Dsc E3 ubiquitin ligase complex; endoplasmic reticulum. NCBI's taxonomy places the organism in Eukaryota, Fungi, Ascomycota, Sordariomycetes, Magnaporthales, Pyriculariaceae. Gene Ontology annotation, biological process: protein processing. The transcript has a single exon. The record is from RefSeq and is a predicted model, not a curated record. Gene Ontology annotation, molecular function: protein binding.
AUGAGCAGCGGCAGCGGCAGCAGCAGCUCGUCGCCGACAAAGGCGCGCCACCAGCUCCGGCCACCUCAUCCCAACGGCCACCACCACCGCUCCUCACGCACCCCUUCGCCCAACCCUCCGCCGUCGCCGCGCCUGCACCUGCUCCCGCCGCCGCUGCUCCUGACCAUCCGCUUCUCCAACGGCCUGCCCGACCUUCACCUCGACAUCCAGAGGCCCGCCACCACCCCCGUCAUCGCCCUCAAGCACCUGAUCCGCUCGCGCCUCGAGGAGCCCACCUCACAGCGCCGCCUGCGGUUCAUCAACGCCGGACGCAUCCUGCCCGACGAUGCCGCCCUCUCUACCGUCCUCAAGCCUUUUCCCGCCUUGCCGCCGCCGCCGCCACCCGCGGCAAGCGGCAAGGGCAAGGCCGUCGAGGGCGCAGCCCCCGCCCCGCCGCGGGUCUACGUCAAUUGCUCCAUCGGCGACCUGCUCACGGAUAAAGAGCUGGCCGCCGAGGCCGAGGCCGCCACUGUCAAGAUGAACACGGCGCCCUCAUCUCCGACGGGUCCGCUGUCGCCAUCCCCGUUUUCCCCUGUUGGCGAGCGCACCGGCUUGCUUCGUGAUGCUUCCCACGGGCCCGGGGCCCAGCAGCAGCAGCAGCAGCAGCGUGGGCCGCGGGGAUUUGAUCGGCUGCUGUCCGCCGGAUUUAGCCACGCAGAAGUGAACCAGCUUCGACUGCAGUUCCGCUCCAUCCAAGCCUCGCGCCACACACCAGAUACGAUGCCUUCUCCCGAUACUUUGCGCAGCAUGGAGGACGCGUGGAUGGACAACAACCAGGGCACCGGUGCAGGCGGUAGCGGGAUCGGCAGCUACGGCGGAGGAGGUGAUGCUGACGGCACAGCGGGUGGCGAUGGCGGGGACGAGGUUGGCAUUAACGGCUUUGUGGACGUCAUGCUCAGAGGCAUGCUCAUCGGCUUCGUCUGGCCGCUGGGUGCUUUCGGUUGGCUCGUGCGCGAGGAGGGGCUUUAUAGUCGCAGGUGGAAGGUGUUUAUCAGUUUUGGCUGUCUCUUGAGUCUUAUCAUUGGGUUGAUUAGGUCGAUUUCGGGUGAGCAUGCAUGA